Molecule: messenger RNA, 729 nt
Organism: Leishmania braziliensis MHOM/BR/75/M2904
Lineage: Eukaryota; Euglenozoa; Kinetoplastea; Trypanosomatida; Trypanosomatidae
Product: mitochondrial RNA binding protein 2
Exons: 1
Coding region: 1-729 (242 amino acids)
Biological process (GO): regulation of DNA-templated transcription
Molecular function (GO): DNA binding
Source: RefSeq, a predicted model, not a curated record
AUGCUUCGUCGUCUCCCCACUGGGUGGGCGCUGCGUAACCACGCUGGCGUCACUACCAUGGCCGUCGCUGGCGGCCUCUCCGCCAACCCGAGCGCCUUUGCCUGUAAGGCACCCCUUCUACAGCCGGCGCGCUGGACCUCCUCCGACGCUGCGGCGCCCACGCCCGUCAUUCCACAGCGCCAUAACAGUAGAAGCAGCAGCGUGCAGGGCCAGCGCGGGAGGCGUGACGACCUGCCGCCGGCCUUCGACGUUGUGCACUGGGACGAUGCGAACAUCACUGCAGGCCACCUGCUGCGUGUGGCGUACCGCGAUGGCUUUAUCGUUCUGGAUUACCACCGGCAGCGUAGCGCCACCUCUGCACUUCGUGAAGAUGGCAGCCGCGCAGUAAACCCGAACCGCGCGGAGAGGGUGGUGACAGUGACCCUGCCGCCUGUGUACGCGGCGCGCUUUCUCGGGGUGCUGGAGGAGCGCAUGAGCAAGCUCGAGGUGCAGUCGCGUUUCACAAAGGCCUCGUUUCUCCCGAAUACAGCGAAAGGAAAGCACCACUACACCCUUCACUGCACAUCGAUGAAGCCAACCACUGGCCAGAUCCAGACAGCAGACGGCGCCGACGUGCAUGAGGAGACGGUGGAGUGGACGGUGGAGUUUAACGCGGCGGAGUCCCUCAUGCUGCACCGCUUUCUCACCCAAGCCCUUCAUUACAACACGGGCUUUUCCCGAAAGGUGUAG